This is a messenger RNA of Heterocephalus glaber (naked mole-rat), 2632 nucleotides long. RefSeq names its product pleckstrin homology domain containing B2 (gene Plekhb2). The record is from RefSeq and is a predicted model, not a curated record. Gene Ontology annotation, biological process: regulation of cell differentiation. Gene Ontology annotation, cellular component: membrane. Lineage: Eukaryota; Metazoa; Chordata; Mammalia; Rodentia; Bathyergidae.
AGCCAACUUCCGGCGUGCCCCGUGCACGCGUGCCGGCGGUGACGUCAGGACGUUGGGCCUGUGCAGUCGCGGCAGAGCGCUCUGCGGCGUCUUUAUACUCCUUGCCUAGCUUCUGCCAGCGGCUAGACGCUUUACAGGUGAAGAGAUGGCGUUUGUGAAGAGUGGAUGGUUGCUGCGACAGAGUACUAUUUUGAAGCGCUGGAAAAAGAAUUGGUUUGACCUAUGGUCAGAUGGUCACUUGAUCUAUUACGACGAUCAGACACGCCAGAGUAUUGAGGAUAAAGUCCAUAUGCCAGUGGACUGCAUCAAUAUCCGCACAGCGCAUGAGUGUCGGGAUAUUCAGCCUCCAGAUGGGAAGCCAAAAGAUUGUCUGCUUCAGAUUGUUUGCCGAGAUGGGAAGACAAUUAGUCUUUGUGCAGAAAGCACAGAUGAUUGUUUGGCUUGGAAAUUUACACUGCAAGAUUCCAGAACAAAUACAGUGUGUGUGGGCUCUGCAGCCCUGUCUGAUGAGACUGCGGUGGCUUCUUUGCCCCCUCCUUUGACCUAUGCUGCACCAGCUGCCGAGCAGGUAUAUGGCUAUGGUCCCUACGGUGAUGCAUACCCAGCAGGAACUCAGGUUGUCUAUGCUGCGAAUGGGCAGGCGUAUGCGGUGCCAUACCAGUACCCGUAUGCAGGACUCUAUGGACAGCAGCCUCCCAACCAAGUAAUCAUUCGUGAGCGGUAUAGAGACAGUGACAGUGACCUGGCCCUAGGCAUGCUGGCUGGAGCGGCAACCGGCAUGGCCCUAGGGUCUCUGUUCUGGGUCUUCUAGAGUCCUUAAGAUCUCUUAUAUUCAUAGCUUCUGAUAACCCUGUGUGCAAUAAUAUGAUUUGAAAGGCAUUUCUGUUUGUGACAGAUGUUUUUAAUAAUAGUUUCAAUAGUUCUUUUGAAAGUAGUGACUUGAUAAUUGUUACUAAUACAUGCAAAUACCACAGUAGGGCUUAAACUGUGUUGUUUAGCUAUAACAUGGACUCCCUGGGGUCACAGGCUUAUUCCCAGACUUUGUGGAGAGACAUUUUCUUCUUAGUUAGGUGUAGUGCUUAAGGGAUAAUUUAUUUUCUUGUUAUGCAAAUAAUACAGUGAUUAAUGAGUGAGUGAUUGUGGUAAGACAGACAGGAGCUUCUUUUGGUUUAACCUCAGACUUUGAAACUUUAGGCCAGAACUCGCUGCAUGGCACUUUAGGAGUAGUGGGCCGGGGAUUUAGCUCAGUGGUUCCGGUGCGUGCCUCAAAGCACAAGGUCCUGAGUUCAAUCUCGAGUACCAAAAAAAAAAAAAAAAGAGGAGUGGUGGGCUCGGGAGCUGCCAGGUGGCUUUCCCAAGGCAAUAGUACAAGAACCCCACAACCUGCCCUCUGGUGAUGCAGACUGCUCAAGGUGAUGGACCAUACCACUCUCCCACCCUUUAAAAAUGUUGCUUCUAAAACCUGCCUAAUUCUAGAGCUGCUUCUUGUUGUGUUAUUCUUGUUUUUCGUAAUGAUAUUUGGAAAACAUCUCAAAUUACUAAUUGAUUUGAAAAAAGUCAAAGAAGGCAGAAUAAUACGUAUAUGGAGGUUGAUUUGCAUUAUUGAGAGAUGUAUUUUUAGUGUCUGAUUUAGGUAUAUUUAUUGCUGGCUAAAUGUACUUAUAUCCUAUUUUUCUACUUGUUGAGAAGGUAAUAUAAAAGAAUAAUGAGGAAAACAGAGAGAGAGCCAUAGUAGGGAUGUUCCUGCCUCAGGCCCUCUGGGGACCGCACAGCAUAGGGAACACUUGUUUUCUGCCCCUGGAAGGCCUGUCCCAGCAGAAGUAGGACAUGGUGGCUAUUCACCAAGCACUGGGAUGGACCGGGGCUGGGGUAGACUUGGCUAACAGGUGAGAAAUGGAGCCUAGAAGAUGAAGAUACCACUUAGCCUGGCUGGGACCUCAGCCUUGUUUUUAUUCCUGACCCAUCCAUUAUAGAGAAGCUUAAAACAUUUUAUUUUGGGUCCCUAAAUGUGUGAAGCUCUGGAAAACCCACAGUCUUACAUUUCUGACAAAUACUCACAUUUCCUAUAUUAUGAAAUAUGAAUUUCAAAUAUUUGUUAUUUUGUGUUUUAAAGCUGAUUAUUGAUUGCAGUUUUCUGUCCUGCAUGCUUUAAACAAUGUAUUUUUGCAAAGGCUAGUUAGCACCAUUAAGCCCCGCCCCCCUAGUUGCCCCAUUUUCUCUAACAUACACUCCAGGAAGCAUAAACUGUUGUGAUUGUGCCUGGGUUACAUACAUGCUCUAUUGUUGCACUGCUCACCUGGCUCCAUGACUUGAUGAAUAGAUCACGUAUGAAUCCAGAUGCCAAGUAGAUUUAAUAGUGCCCACAGCCUAUUUUUCUAGCCACUCCUAGGGGACUUAUUGACAUGCGAAUGUCCUUUUCCAGCUGAAAAGUGUACAUGUGGGUAAAUGUGAAAUCUGGCAACAUGAUGUUGAUAGUUUAAAGUGUUGCUUCAAUAUGUAAUGUUGAUUUUAUAUCCUAUGUCAUAAGAAUGGCUUUUGUUCAUCUUGUUAGGUACGUGUACCAACUCUUCAUGAUGUAUGUCAUUGUGUAUUGCAAACAUGUACUAAUAAAAAUAAAAAUUAGAAAAUAAAA